UGCAGGCCUCCCUGCUGAGGCCACCAGCCAGAGCGCACAUGCACAUGGUGGCCGGUCUUUCUUAGUGAAGAGGGAGGAUGGAAACCAGGGUUAGGUUCUGUACCUCUGAGAGCGGCUGACCUUUAUCCACCACCAGAGGCUUUCUGUUGCUUUCCAAGUUUUCUCUUCCUGCGGAACAUGGAUGUGUAUGCUGGCUGCAGAUGGUCGGGACCCACCAUCCAGUUCCCAGUGACCUGACUGCGGAGGAGCGACAAGAACUGGAGAAUAUCCGGAGGAGGAAGCAGGAGCUGCUGGCUGACAUUCAGAGGCUGAAGGACGAGAUAGCAGAAGUCGCUAAUGAAAUUGAAAGCCUGGGCUCCACAGAGGAGAGGAAAAACAUGCAGAGGAACAAACAGGUAGCCAUGGGCAGGAAGAAGUUUAACAUGGAUCCCAAGAAGGGGAUCCAGUUCUUAAUAGAGAACGACCUGCUGAAGAACACUUGUGAAGACAUCGCCCAAUUCUUGUACAAAGGGGAAGGGCUCAACAAGACAGCCAUCGGUGACUACCUGGGGGAGAGAGAUGAGUUCAACAUCCAGGUCCUGCAUGCAUUUGUGGAGCUGCAUGAGUUCACUGACCUGAACCUCGUCCAAGCUUUGCGGCAGUUCCUGUGGAGCUUCCGGCUCCCCGGAGAGGCCCAGAAGAUUGACCGGAUGAUGGAGGCCUUUGCCCAACGGUAUUGUCAAUGCAAUAAUGGAGUCUUCCAGUCCACGGACACUUGCUACGUUCUCUCCUUUGCCAUCAUAAUGCUGAACACCAGCCUCCACAACCCCAAUGUCAAAGACAAGCCUACUGUGGAGAGGUUCAUCGCCAUGAACCGUGGCAUCAACGAUGGGGGAGACCUGCCUGAGGAGCUGCUCCGGAAUCUGUAUGAGAGCAUAAAAAAUGAACCCUUUAAAAUCCCAGAAGACGAUGGGAAUGACCUCACUCACACGUUCUUCAAUCCAGACCGAGAAGGCUGGCUGCUGAAGCUCGGAGGUGGUAGGGUAAAGACCUGGAAGAGGCGCUGGUUCAUUCUGACUGACAACUGCCUUUACUACUUUGAAUAUACCACGGAUAAAGAGCCACGAGGGAUUAUCCCCCUGGAGAACCUGAGUAUCCGAGAGGUGGAGGACUCCAAAAAGCCGAACUGCUUCGAGCUGUAUAUUCCUGACAACAAAGACCAAGUAAUUAAGGCAUGUAAGACGGAAGCCGACGGGCGGGUGGUGGAGGGGAACCACACCGUGUACCGGAUUUCAGCCCCCACACCUGAGGAGAAGGGGGAGUGGAUCAAGUGCAUCAAGGCAGCCAUCAGCAGGGACCCUUUCUAUGAGAUGCUCGCAGCACGGAAAAAGAAGGUCUCCUCCACAAAGAGACACUGAGGGCAUGCCAGGCACGCUGGCCCACGGAGCUGCGGCCCUUUCUCCUGCCUCCACGAGGGGCGCCUCGUUGGAGCGGGAGUGCCGAGGGCCCCUCAGCCAGUCUUCACCUCUUCCUAGAGACUAGCUUCAGCUUUUGCAAUUUUCUAAAUGGGAGAAGGGUGCGCGUUGAUGGCCAGGGCUGGACCCCACCACCUGCCACGCAGGGCUCCGGAGCCUCUGUCAGAGCAGCUGUUGGCCGUAGAGCAGUACUGUGACCCCAGGCCUUGAUGCCACAGGGCACUGCUGAUUACCCUGCAGUGCUCCAGCCGAGGGCUGGCCUUUACCUCCGCUUCAUAAAUACCUGUGAGGAUAGAGUAUGUACUUAGGAGAAAGGUGGAUAGGAAGAGAAGCCACGUACUAUAAAGGUUUAUUUUUGUAAGCCGGGCGUGGUGCUCUCCGCCUUUAAUCCCAGCACUCGGGAGGCAGAGGCAGGCGGAUCUCUGUGAGUUCGAGGCCAGCCUGGUCUACAUA
Messenger RNA from Nannospalax galili (Upper Galilee mountains blind mole rat), 1907 nucleotides. RefSeq names its product cytohesin 1 (gene Cyth1). The record is from RefSeq and is a predicted model, not a curated record. Bases 201 to 1397 code for a protein of 398 amino acids. Lineage: Eukaryota; Metazoa; Chordata; Mammalia; Rodentia; Spalacidae. The transcript is spliced from 13 exons. Gene Ontology annotation, biological process: regulation of ARF protein signal transduction. Gene Ontology annotation, molecular function: guanyl-nucleotide exchange factor activity.